This is a messenger RNA of Helobdella robusta, 312 nucleotides long. RefSeq lists its product as hypothetical. The record is from RefSeq and is a predicted model, not a curated record. Gene Ontology annotation, molecular function: ornithine decarboxylase inhibitor activity. Bases 1 to 312 code for a protein of 103 amino acids. Gene Ontology annotation, biological process: positive regulation of protein catabolic process. Gene Ontology annotation, cellular component: cytoplasm; nucleus. Lineage: Eukaryota; Metazoa; Annelida; Clitellata; Rhynchobdellida; Glossiphoniidae. The transcript has 3 exons.
AUGGUGUUCAACUGGAGAGCCAUGUACCUGGGGCACAAGUUGUUUGUUGAAAUUCCCAAGUCUACACUGCCAAGCUGUUCUAAGGAAAGCUUCAUAAUGUUGUUGGAGUAUGCUGAAGAUGUCUUAAGGUGCAGUCAUGUAAUUAUUUGCUUCAAGAAGGACAGGCCAGAUAGAGAGAAUCUGGUGAAGAUCUUCAUGUUCCUGGGCUUCCAUCUGGUUCCUCCAGGGCAUGUUCUGGCUCCUUCGUCGUCAGGCAACAUAAUGUACCUGGCCUAUGCUGUCGAUGACGACAGUGAUGAUGGAGAGUUUUGA